UUGUUUUUCAGAAAAGAAAAACAUAUAUAUAAGAAAUACAGAGGUGUAUUGGUUGAAUGGGAGUGCGACUUCUCUAGCUAAAACCCUUCGCGUUUAAGAGUUCGGAUUGAGUUUUAGAUUUUUCUAUUUAAUUUGAAUUCUCUCUUGCAAGGUACCUUUGAACAGCCCUCUCUCUCUCUCUCUCUCUCGCUCUCUGUGUGUUUCACUCUCUGUUGGUCUCUGUUUUCGCGUUGAUAACCUAACCCGACUCAUUCUCUUGAGCUACUGUGUGCGUGCGUGGGUGCGUGUGCCGUGUGCGUGCAUUCUAAGAAUUUUCAGAAUCUCUCUCUCUCUCUCUCUCUCUCUCUCUCUCUCUCUCUCUCUCUCUCUCUCUAUUUGUGUGUUUGCGUAUAUAUAUACACAUUCAAAUUGGAAGAGAGUAGGUUGAUUUUCGGGAGUUGGGUAUUUAGCGAUCACGAGCUGUGAGGCCGGAGGUGGGUAUUGCGGUUCGUGGGUUUGGUGUUUGCGGAGUUGGAGAUGAAGAGGGGGAAGUUAGAGGUAGUUGUGUAUCUGGGUCGGCAGAGAUCGAUUCAAAUUUUGGCUUGUGCGGGAUUUCUGUACCUGCUGCUGGUGACUUUGGAGGCUCCCUUCUUGUUCAAGAAGGGCCUCAGGGAUGGGACGGACGAGGGCUUCAAUGGCGGCUUCCUUAGCGACGGCUUGUCUCAGCAUUUUCAGCUCGAGAGCGCGGAGAACUUGGAAAGAAAAGAAGCCCCGGUUCGCCCAUUGACGAGAGUGUCCCACGGCUUGCUUCAGUCGCGGCCGGAGCACAAUCCCGAACGGCGUGUCGUCGCCGAGAACACUAUGGUUUCGGGUCUGGUGUUCGAGGAGGAAACAUUCAAUAGCAGCAGUAAGGACGGCUCUUCGCGGCUUCGGAAAGCAGCGGAGAUCGCCUGGAAACAGGGGAAGAAGCUCUGGGACGAGCUGAAAUCGGGAAAAAUCAAAAUUGAUGCUGUGAAGAGCUCUGAGAAUCGAACGGAGAAUUGCCCACAUUCUGUUUUUCUAUCAGGGUCGGAGUUCUUGGAGCGCGGGCGAGUCAUGAUGAUUCCGUGCGGAAUGACGCUGGGAUCGACCAUUGCGAUCGUCGGAAAACCGCGGCCAGCGCACUUGGAGAAGAACCCCAAGAUAUCUCUCUACAAGGCUGGUGAUAACUUGGCGACGAUUUCUCAGUUCAUGAUGGAGUUGCAGGGGUUGAAGACUGUGGAGGGCGAGGAUCCGCCAAGAAUUUUGCACUUCAAUCCGAGGUUGAAGGGUGAUUGGACCCGUAUGCCUGUAAUUGAGAUGAACACUUGUUAUAGGAUGCAGUGGGGUUCUGCGGUUCGAUGCGAUGGGUUUAAAUCUAAGGCUGAAGAAGAGCUCGUUGAUGGUCAGGUGAAAUGUGAGAAGUGGAUCCGCGGUGACGACAAUCAUACGGAGGAAUCAACAGCAACAUGGUGGUUAGAGAGGCUAAUUGGCCGGAAAAAGGAAGUGACCUUUAACUGGCCAUUCCCAUUUCAAGAGGACAAGCAUUUUGUCCUAACUCUUAGUGCUGGCUUGGAGGGUUAUCAUGUGAAUGUUGAUGGGAGGCAUGUUGCUUCUUUUCCUUACCGCACUGGAUUCACUCUGGAGGAUGCCACUGGGCUAUAUGUGAAUGGGGACAUUGAUGUCCAUUCUGUAUUCGCUGCUGCUUUGCCUACAUCUCACCCUAGUUUUGCCCCACAAAAACAUCUUGAGAUGUCAAACAGAUGGAAGGCACCUCCUGUUCGCAAUGGACCUGUGGAACUUUUUGUUGGUAUCCUUUCUGCAGGCCACCAUUUUGCGGAGCGGAUGGCUGUGAGGAAGUCUUGGAUGCAGCAUGAGCUUCUUAAAUCUUCAAAUGUGGUAGCUCGUUUCUUUGUAGCAAUUCAUGCAAGAAAGGAGAUCAAUGUGGAGUUAAAGAAAGAAGCAGAAUACUUUGGCGAUAUUGUUAUCGUACCUUACAUGGAUAACUAUGAUCUUGUUGUGUUGAAAACUGUUGCCAUCUGUGAAUAUGGGGUUCGCAAAGUCUCUGCAAAGUAUAUUAUGAAGUGCGAUGAUGACACAUUCGUUAAUCUGGAUGCAAUUAUCAGGGAAACAAAGUAUGUACCUGAUAAUACGACCGUUUAUUUUGGGAAUAUAAAUUACUACCAUAAGCCCCUGCGUGAUGGUAAAUGGGCUGUGACACAUGAGGAAUGGCCUGAAGAAGAUUACCCACCCUAUGCAAAUGGAGCAGGAUACCUUUUGUCCUCGGACAUUGCAGGCUUCAUUGUAUCCGAGUUUGAGAAACAUAAAUUAAGGAUUUUCAAGAUGGAGGACGUGAGCGUGGGGAUGUGGGUGGGGCAGUUCUACACAUUCAAAAUGGUAGAGUAUCUGCACAGUGCGAGGUUCUGCCAGUUUGGGUGCAUCGAGAAUUACUACACGGCGCAUUACCAGUCUCCAAGGCAGAUGAUCUGCCUGUGGAACAAGUUGCAGGAGGGGGGAAAUCCUGUUUGCUGCAACGGUUGAUGAUAAUUAUGGUGUCUGAGAUAAAUCGAACAGACAGAAACAAGUUUUGCAGGCAUAGCACCUAUGCUGUAUAUCGAGUCUGUCGAGGGUUGGAGUAGGCAUAUUAGGGCUUUCUGCUGCCCUUCAAAUUCAUUUAUUGUUGAUUCUCCGCUUUCCCUGCAUUUUUGUUUCAAUGGCUGGAGGGUGAUGAAGGGGGGAGGGGCAGGAGGAGGAGAUGAUGAAGGGGGGUUUGGUAAUACAUGGAGGAGCAUUCUGCAUACAAAUUUUAGGUCAUGUAUUCUAUGGUAGGACCAGAAGAGGACAGGAAUGAGUUGUGGUCGGAUUCAGAAUGCAAACAAUAAGAAGUUGACAAUGAGAAACAACUUUUUUUUUUUGGCCUUUUCUUUUGUGCACGAUUUGAAACCUUUUAGAUGCUUAUGACUUGAACAGCUUUCAAAGGACUUGAGGUCGCUUUUGUAAUCUCAAAUGUGAACGUUGUUUUUGAAUUUUGAAUGAAUGAACGUUUAGAAAGAAAAAGUUGGGGAAAUAA
Molecule: messenger RNA, 3067 nt
Organism: Malania oleifera
Lineage: Eukaryota; Viridiplantae; Streptophyta; Magnoliopsida; Santalales; Ximeniaceae
Product: hydroxyproline O-galactosyltransferase GALT6-like
Exons: 7
Coding region: 517-2538 (673 amino acids)
Cellular component (GO): Golgi membrane
Molecular function (GO): galactosyltransferase activity; carbohydrate binding
Source: RefSeq, a predicted model, not a curated record